This is a messenger RNA of Angiostrongylus costaricensis, 240 nucleotides long. The record is from the annotation of a GenBank genome assembly. Lineage: Eukaryota; Metazoa; Nematoda; Chromadorea; Rhabditida; Metastrongylidae.
AUGCCACCGCUCGCGGCGGCCGGCGCGAGACGCAGAGUGCGCGGCGGCGACGAGGGCCGGGUCGCGGACACCUCGCGCCGUCCCCUGCGGGUGGUCAGCGUGGCCGACGAGUCUCUUCCUCCUCCGGCCGGACCGGGACGCAGCUCAGCCACGGCUCCGGCAGUUCGCGGUGUGGAAUCGAUUGCUUCCGAUCAAUCGCCGCCGAUUUUCUGUGAGCGGGCUCGUCUUAGUGGUCCGUAG